This is a messenger RNA of Anarrhichthys ocellatus (wolf-eel), 3011 nucleotides long. RefSeq names its product mitochondrial carrier homolog 1. The record is from RefSeq and is a predicted model, not a curated record. Lineage: Eukaryota; Metazoa; Chordata; Actinopteri; Perciformes; Anarhichadidae. The transcript has 13 exons. Gene Ontology annotation, cellular component: mitochondrion; membrane. Bases 86 to 1219 code for a protein of 377 amino acids. Gene Ontology annotation, biological process: positive regulation of apoptotic process.
CUCCAACAGAGUGUGACUGCAGCCGCGGCGGGGCACUCCUGCAGAGCAUGAAGCCGUCUCCCUCCUCUACGGACGGCAAUUAAAGAUGGAAUUGUCCGGUCAGGCAGUCGAUGUCGAGCAGGAUGCUCCACCGACCCUCGUGGAUGUGGACACCGCGGUGCUGCUGCUGGGAGCGGGAGUAACCGCCUUCACGCAUCCGCUGCUGUAUGUGAAGCUGCUAAUACAGGUGGGACAUGAACCGCUCCCCUCAACGGUGGGCACCACUAUGUUCGGACGAAGAGUCCUGUACCUGCCCGGCUUCUUCUCCUACGCGCAGCACAUCGUGACGGUGGACGGAAAGAGAGGGCUCUUCCGCGGCCUGUCGCCUCGCAUCGUGUCCAGCGCCAUCUCCACUGUGGUCAGGAGCAAAGUUAAACAGCAGGUGGAGAUUCUUUCCAAGAGAGAGGACCUGCAGACUUCCCUCAGGAAAGUGGUCAAAGAGACCUCGCAUGAGAUGAUCAUCCAGUGCCUGUCCAGAGUAGCCACUCAUCCUCUUCAUGUGAUGUCAGUGCGGUGUAUGGCCCAGUUUGUUGGCAGAGAGGUCAAGUACGGUGGGAUGUUCAGUUGCAUGGUCAAGAUUUUUCAGGAGGAAGGAGUGGCUGGAUUCUAUGUUGGUGUCGUUCCCCACGUGGUGGGAGAGCUGCUCUUCCUGUGGUGCUGUAACCUCCUGGCUCACUUCAUCAACACCUACGCUGUGGACGAGAGUUUCAGUCAGGUCUCAGCCAUAAGGAGCUACACUAAGUUUGUGAUGGGCAUUGCAGUGAGUGUUCUAACAUAUCCGUUCAUGCUGGUGGCUGAUCUCAUGGCAGUCAACAACUGUGGCCUGGUGGCAGGUCUUCCUCCUCGCUCCCCCAUCUUCAUGUCCUGGCUACACUGCUGGAAUCACCUGAGCAACAAACGGGCGAUGCACUGGUCCAGUGGUGGCUGCCUAGGAUUGUGUCCAACUCGUGUGAUCCAAACAUUUCCAAUAACUCCAGAGCUUGUAAAGUCUAAAAGUCAAAAUGUAUUGAAAAAAUAUCGAGGGUCACCUCUUCAGAGGAUCCAGCUUCUUCUUCCGCCGGGUUCCUGUGACCUCGCUGCCCGACAUCGAGGACUGACGUCGUCAUCGUCAUCUGCUCACAAACAUGUUCCUCCAGAUGUAGCAGGAGCAGCAGAGAUACAGUUCAAGGAGUGCCAAUGAACUUUUCCAGUUAAAAUGAAGCUUCUUAAAGCUACACCAUCAGGAGUGUGAGGGGAGCAAUAUUUCUAUCUGUUUCAUCUCCAAUGACAGAUAACACGACAUGAAUGCUUUAAUGGAGUCGAGUAGCUCUCUGUCCGUGUCCUCUUGAACUGAGCUUUUGGGCGCUCCUCUGAAAUGGUUUGUAACACUUAUCAGCUGAAACAUUCAAAUGGAUUUAUAUAUAUUUACAUACAUAUAUAACUUACUUAAACGGUGCUCUGGUGGUUCUGUGCCGCUGGCAACAAAUAUAACCAAUUGAUUCCAGUGAUGACACCAAUGCUGUGACACAAUAUAUUACAUGUUUGUCUCUGUCUGGUAUCAGAACUUCUGACGGUGAUUCUGCUGCUUCCUCUUCAUAAAGUAAAGCUAUCAGAGCUUGUAGUCGGGCCUCCUAAUGCAGACCAGUGGAUUCUACAUGUCGGCGGAUGUUUUCACUGGGAUCAAAGUUUGCUCUUUGCUUUAAUAUUCAUACACUACUGCUUGUUGUGGAGGGAAAAGUGUUUGCAGAUCAAUAGAAGUUUACAGCAGUGAUUCCCAAAGACUGGGUCGGGAACCAUAGCUGGGUCGCAGGAGGCAGCUGGGUUAUUUAGAGGAAAGAUUGUGAGGAAUCAUCUCAUGAUUAUGGAAUGAUGUUAUUAUGAGGGAAGAUAUGAGGAAAGAUCUCGUUAUUAAGAGGAAAGAUCUGAGGAAUGAUGUUAUUAAGAGGAAAGAUGAUGUCAUGAGGAAAAGGACCUACAAAGUGCAACGCUGAAAGACAGUACAAACAUAUUCAAUAACGUCAUUGUCAUGCAGUGUAGUGUGACCAAAUCAAUUCAUAUAUCAACGGGGACAGAAAUGGCUGUUUAGGUCCACGAACACAAGGUAAGACUCAUUCAUAAACCUUGUUUUCAACAAUAAUACAAAAUAAAACCAUGAACAGGAAACAAGAAUCAAUGAAUACAUAAAUAUCGAAUAAUAACUUAUAACAUAUACAUUGUAAGCUGACAAUAGAACGUAUGAUGAAAUUAAAAUAUGGAAUCAGAAUCAAAAAACUUACUCAAUUUGAUCACAGAAAAAUCAUGAGAUCAUACUGACAAUCAGAGAUUAUAGAAAAGUGUUAAUGUCAGUAAUAUGAAAUACUGAAGUUACCCAGUGAGCACUAACCCGGAUUUCAACGUUGAUUUCUGGUUGAAAACACGUUGAAAUGAGGUCUGAACGUCUUAGACCUAUUUUCACCGUCUUUUCAACCGGCUAAAUUACGGUUACAAUAUCAACUUGUCACAAAACACCAAUUUCUUUUAAAAUAUUGAUGGUUUGUUAAGUUGUAGGUUGAAAGAGACGCGAGUUUGAUUACUUUAAACGUAUUUCUCCAAAAUCAUAUUACGCUGGCUGGUGAUAUGUGGUCUACAUGACGCGAUUUCAACGCAUUUAAUGUUUCAUAUAAAACGUAAAUAUGGAACUAUAGACUGUGUGCUGCCAACAAGAAGCUCCCAGGACAUCAUGAGAGCGCUCUCAUGAUGUCCUGGGGGCGUGUUCCAGCAGUAAACAGAGACUCUUAUUGUUUAGUGCUCACUGGUAGUGUGAAGAUAACACUGAUUUAAUAAAAAAGGUUGUGGUACGCAGAUAGCACAGUAUUGAUCUAGAUCCAGGAGGUGGCAGCAAUGCCACGUAAUUGAUGCCAUAAAACCCCAAAGACGAAGAAGAAGAAGUGUUCUUGCUCCCCCUGAAGAAGACACGUGUGGAAACGUAAAUAAAUAGAGAUUGAUGAAGUGAA